Messenger RNA from Mandrillus leucophaeus (drill), 2245 nucleotides. RefSeq names its product aquaporin 2 (collecting duct) (gene AQP2). Gene Ontology annotation, molecular function: water channel activity. Gene Ontology annotation, biological process: transmembrane transport. NCBI's taxonomy places the organism in Eukaryota, Metazoa, Chordata, Mammalia, Primates, Cercopithecidae. Bases 854 to 1669 code for a protein of 271 amino acids. The record is from RefSeq and is a predicted model, not a curated record. Gene Ontology annotation, cellular component: apical plasma membrane; plasma membrane. The transcript has 4 exons.
CAGUUUUAUUCUUCCCAUUUUACAGAGAAAGACAAGAAAGGUUAAGUCACAUAGAUGGAACAGGCUGAUGCCAGAAUGGACACCCUCAGCUUCCUCAGCCGCCCCCAGGUUGACUCCAUCACCGAGGGCCAGGGUCCCAGUGCCCCCAGGCUCUAGGAGCUGCUAUUUGGCUGGGGCUCCCCGGAGAAGGUGAAGCUUAAUGAUUUAUGGGUGAUUAGCUGCAAGAAUGCAAACGCAGAAGACACAAACCUUUAUGCCCUGGAAAUCUGUCACAAGCCAACCAGUUGUUUUCCAUCCCUGUGAAGCAGGAGUAAUUGGAGGUCUGACAGAAGAACUUCCCAGUUACCAGAAGGAGCAGCACUCACGCACUCUUAGUUUUGUGUGAGGUAUUGCCCCUGCCUUGGUCAACAGUUCGAGUCGGAGAGAGGGGCACUGGGCACAAUCCCCACCAGAGGUUCCCAUUCACAAGACCCCGUGGGGGCUGGGAGAGGCCCUGGGGCAGCAGCCCUGGGGUAACCAAGGGAACAAACACGGAAAACCAGGGACGUCAGUCCUUAUCUGGAGCUCAUUAAAUGGGGAACAUCAGUCAGCUGUGAAGGCUAAGAUAGGGUGAUAGGCACGUGGGUGGGCUGGGAUGGGGCAUGGGGGCAGACGCCGCCAUGGAGAAGAGGUAUUGGCCUCAACGACUCCACCUCCCCACCACGUGCCCAGAUCCGGGAUGGAAGUACCCUAUAAAUGCCCACAACCCAGCCUCCCCAGAGGCCUUGAGAAAGAGAGCGGUAGAGAGCGAAAGAGAGUGCCCAGAGCCUCCUGGCCCUGAGACAGCCCGGCCAGCCACGCAGGACUCCGCAGCAUGUGGGAGCUCCGCUCCAUAGCCUUCUCCAGGGCCGUGUUCGCAGAGUUCCUGGCCACACUCCUCUUCGUCUUCUUUGGCCUCGGCUCAGCCCUCAACUGGCCACAGGCCCUGCCCUCUGUGCUACAGAUCGCCAUGGCAUUCGGCUUGGGUAUUGGCACCCUGGUACAGGCUCUGGGCCACAUAAGCGGGGCCCACAUCAACCCAGCCGUGACUGUGGCCUGCCUGGUGGGCUGCCAUGUCUCCUUUCUCCGAGCCACCUUCUAUGUGGCUGCCCAGCUGCUGGGGGCUGUGGCCGGAGCCGCUCUGCUCCAUGAGAUCACGCCAGCAGACAUCCGCGGGGACCUGGCUGUCAAUGCUCUCAGCAACAGCACGACAGCUGGCCAGGCGGUGACUGUGGAGCUCUUCCUGACGCUGCAGCUGGUGCUCUGCAUCUUUGCCUCCACCGAUGAGCGCCGUGGAGAGAACCCGGGCACCCCUGCUCUCUCCAUAGGCUUCUCCGUGGCCCUGGGCCACCUCCUGGGGAUCCACUACACCGGCUGCUCUAUGAAUCCCGCCCGCUCCCUGGCUCCAGCUGUCGUCACUGGCAAAUUUGAUGACCACUGGGUCUUCUGGAUCGGACCCCUGGUGGGCGCCAUCCUGGGCUCCCUCCUCUACAACUACGUGCUGUUCCCGCCAGCCAAGAGCCUGUCGGAGCGCCUGGCAGUGCUGAAGGGCCUGGAGCCGGACACCGACUGGGAGGAGCGCGAGGUGCGGCGGCGGCAGUCGGUGGAGCUGCACUCGCCGCAGAGCCUCCCACGGGGCACCAAGGCCUGAGGGCCGUCAGCGGCCUCUACGGCCCCGAUGGACGCGUGUGAGGCCCGAAGCAGAAGGGCCCACCCCGUCCCUCCUCUCCCCCAGGUCUGAAGUUGGCCCCCCAGCGCAGAGUAGCUGCUUCCUGUACGUGCGCACGUGCGCGCCGAGGCCAGUGCUGUGAGCAAGCGUAGAGGAGGCUGCCGGAGGGAGCCCUGAGCCUGGCAGGCCCCCUGCCCCGAGGCUGUGAGCAGCCAGUAGUGGAUCCUCCAGCCUUUUGCAGGGAACUGGGAACUUGGGGGACUGAGCUGCGGAGGGAGGCAGGUGGGUGGUAAGAGCGAAACUCUUGAGAGCCUGCACCCAGGUACCGGGUGGGGAGUGUACAGACCCCUGCCUUGGGGGUUCUGGAAAGAGUGCAACUGGUUUUAUUAGUGUGCAAGUGUGUUCAUCCCCGAGUUCUCCUUUGUCCUCACAUGCAGGGUUGUGCAUGCCCCUGAGUGUGACCAGGUUUGCCUACGUUGGUGCAAGUGUGCACGGCUGGGGAAUUCUCACUUCCCCUUGCACCCCUUCCUCCCCAACCUGCAAUAAAUCCACUUCUGC